Messenger RNA from Emericellopsis cladophorae, 1278 nucleotides. RefSeq lists its product as uncharacterized. Bases 1 to 1278 code for a protein of 425 amino acids. Lineage: Eukaryota; Fungi; Ascomycota; Sordariomycetes; Hypocreales; Bionectriaceae. Gene Ontology annotation, molecular function: hydrolase activity, hydrolyzing O-glycosyl compounds. The transcript has a single exon. The record is from RefSeq and is a predicted model, not a curated record.
AUGCUGUCCCAGUCUCUCCCCCUCCUGGCCCUGGCCGCCACAGCCUUGGGUUUCCCCGACCUCCCCUUCAAGACGUCCGGCUCUGAGAUCCUCACCUCCAAGGAUACCCCCAUCAAAGUCGCUGGGACCAACUGGCCGGGCCACAAUGAUGUCAUGGUCCCCGAGGGUCUGCAGUACCGCUCCAUCAAGGACAUUGUCUCAGACCUCAAGUCAACGGGCAUGAACGUGGUCCGCCUCACCUACGCCAUCGAGAUGAUCGAUCAGCUGCUGGACGAGGACAAGUCCGACCUGCAGUCCGCCUUUGUCGACGCACUCGGCGAGACGGAGGGCAUGGCCGUCCUCCGACAGCUGCUCGCGAACAACCCCGAGUUCAGCGCGACGAGCUCGCGGCUGGACGUCUUUGACGCCAUCGUCGAGGAGCUCAACGUCCAGGAGAUCUACGUCAACCUCGACAACCACAUCUCCAGCGGCGAGUGGUGCUGCGGUGCCAAUGACGGCAACACCUGGUGGGGAGACGAGCACUUUGACGCGGACAAGUGGGUUCGCGGUCUGGCCUACAUGGCCGAGCACGGAAGUUCUCACCCUUUGCGCAUUCCACCCCAACCGACUAACACGCACCAGGGCAAGGCAUGGCCAAACCUCAUGUCCAUGUCGCUGCGCAACGAGCUGCGCGAGCCAAGCAACAACGCGACCCUCCUCGAGACGUACAACUGGCAGACAUGGUACAAGUACAUGCGCGAGGGCGCCCAGGCCGUCAGUGACGCCAACCCAGACCCGCUCAUAAUCCUCUCCGGGCUCAACUACGACACGACCCUGCAGCCCGUCGUGCGUGGACAGCCCCUGACCCCGGGCGACGAGGUCUUCUCGUUUGACGACUUUUCCGCCGACAAGAUCGUCUUUGAGCUGCACAACUACGACACCAGGGCCACCAACUGCGCCGACAUCACGGGGGCGCUGUACAACGGCGGCGCGCAGGCCAUGGUGCCGGACGACGAGACGACAGUCAACGCUGCGCCCGUGCUCAUCACCGAGUUUGGCUUUGCCCAGACCGAGUACCAGGGCGUGUACGCGACCUGCCUCGCCGACUGGAUGCCCGACAACACGGCCGGCUGGAUGCAGUGGGUCGUCGCUGGCAGCUACUACCUGCGGAGCGGCACGCCUGACUACGACGAGACGUGGGCGCUGUACGACCAUGAGUGGCAGAGCUGGAGGGUGCCCGAGUAUGUCGAGGGCAUCUUUAGCGACUCGAUCGCGGCGACGCUGGCGGAUAAUGCGUGA